Molecule: messenger RNA, 9215 nt
Organism: Acanthopagrus latus (yellowfin seabream)
Lineage: Eukaryota; Metazoa; Chordata; Actinopteri; Spariformes; Sparidae
Gene: lrp13b
Product: low-density lipoprotein receptor-related protein 2
Exons: 47
Coding region: 76-9054 (2992 amino acids)
Molecular function (GO): protein binding; calcium ion binding
Source: RefSeq, a predicted model, not a curated record
CUGCAGCAGCUCGAGCUGAUUAAAGCGUUUCCUCUCAGGUGACGCAGUUUGUCCCGACGAGCAGAACGGGCCGACAUGGAUUUGCCACUCUUCAUUUAUUCGAUCUUUCUGGCCAGUCUGACCAUUUCCAGAGGUCAAAUUUUGGGAUGUCAUCAAGGCCAAUGGCAGUGUGAUGAUGGAGGCUGUAUCCCUGAUAUCUGGAGAUGUGAUGGAGCUGGAGACUGCCUGGAUGGAUCUGAUGAAAUGGAUUGCACUGGCUCUUCUGAAUGUCUGCCAGGUCAGUUUUCCUGUGUAGACUCUGUCGGCUGUGUUAAUGCUUCGGCCCGCUGUGAUGGACAAAUCCAGUGUCCCACCGGCUCAGAUGAAGAGAACUGUCCAGCUACUGAGAGCUGUUUAGAGUCUGACUGGACAUGUCAAAACAACAUCUGUAUCCCAGCAGAGCUGCGUUGCAAUGGACUGAAUGACUGUCUGGACAACUCUGACGAAGACAACUGUGGUCUGUGUGGGGAGGCUGGUAUACGUUGUCCUGAGGGGACGUGUCUGUCUGCUGAGGAGAGGUGUGAUGGACAGGUGCACUGCUCAGAUGGCAGCGAUGAGCCUAUAACCUGUGGUCGUAUUUGCUCUAUUAACAAUGGUGGCUGCAGCCAUGUGUGUGUCGAUGAAGACUGGGGAGCUCUGUGUGCCUGUCCUGAUGGAUAUAAGCUUUCUCCCAAUGGAGCCGUCUGUGAAGAUUUGGAUGAAUGUGCCCAGACUUUUUCUCCCUGCAUGCAUCACUGCACUAACACUGUUGGAUCCUACUACUGUCACUGCAGAGACAGAUUCAAACUAGAUGGAAAUUCUGCAUGUCUGGCUACAGGUGAUGCUGUCAGAUUGCUAACAGCGCAGAGGAAAUCAAUCGGGCUGUUGAAUGUGAAGUCUCAGCAGUUUGAAGUUAUCCAGACUGCAGUCUUUGACCUGGUGGCUGUGACUUUUGAUGUUGCCCGAGGCUGGUACUACUGGGCUGACAACCAGGGCAACAUUUACAAGAGUGAUGGACAGCACAGCUCGACGAUCUACACUGGGGAGCCUGGAAUCGGAGGUCUAGCCUGUGACUGGCUGAAUGGAAACCUGUUCUGGACCAAUCAGAAGACAGAGUCAAUCUACAUGCAGGCAGCUGAUGGAGAAAGUUACACUUCUGUGCUGAGCAAGAACAUCCGCCCAUCAGAGUUGGUGCUUAUACCUGUGGAGAGUUUGAUGUUCUGGAUCAAUGCUGGCCACGGGGACAGAGUGACAGUAGAGAAGUCAUGGAUGGAUGGGUCAGACAGAAGCUCUCUGAUGUCGCUCACUGCUCAGUCCGCUCACAGUCUGACUGCUGAUGUUGCUGCCAGGAGGCUGUACUGGAUCAGUGAUUUCAAGAAGUCCAUAGAGACAGUGAAGGUGGAUGGGACUGGCCGUUACACCUUCACAGGACUGUUCAGCAGCAGACCAGCUCUCGGCCUUGCAGUGUUUGAAAGUUCCUUCUACUGGAUGGAUGACAGAGGACUGUGGCAGGUUCCACAGAAACAACCGGAUCAAAAGAAAUUCCUCUUGAAAUCCACAGUGCCAAUAUUCGCAGUUUACCACAAGCUACAACAGCCUCAAGGUUCUUCAGCAUGUACAAAGACUCCAUGUCAACUGUGUCAACUAACUAAAGGAAGCCCCAUGGGAUUCACCUGUGCUUGUCCUAACUCAAAAGUACUGUUGCUUGAUGGGACAUGUGAAUAUCCAAGGUUUAUAUACGCUACCAUCACCCACAUCAACAUGUUGGAGUUUAGAGGCAGAGUCUCCACUGAUACCCAGCUCUUUGCCACUGACGACAGUAUCCUGUCAUUCGAUCUGGACUGGUACAGAGACUGGCUUUACUGGGCAAACCAAACUGGCCAUAUCCAACGCAUAAGUCUAACUGAGGCCAAGACUGAGGUGGUCCCAACACCUUUGCCAGCUUGUCUGAUAAAAGUCGACCAGAGGAAAGGGAACCUGUAUUGGGUGUCAUGCGACCAAAACAGCAUCGGCACCACCACAGUCGACAAUCGAUACUCACAGCAAUUGUACCAUACAACAAAGGAGAUUCGAGACAUGUAUCUGGACUGGCUGAGGGGUGGCCUCCUGUGGCUGGAGGAAGAGCAACUCCUUAGCAUGACCUUGACGGGAGGCCAAGCUGAAGAGCUGCUGCACUUAGCAGGAGGUGUUGGGGGGAACAUCGCCUUCGACCUCAGGGCUAGUAGUCUGCUCUGGAACUCAAAGAGGGCAGGUUUAACAACAAUGAGUUUGCUGCAGGAAAGAAGCCACCAAGCUGGCAGGAGGUGGAACAUUUCUGGCUCGGUUAUAGCUGCCUUUGAGCCCUUCCUGUUGUCACUUUCUGACAAUGUUUUGACACUGUGGGACCGCCGCGAUGGGAGCGCGAUCCAAGACAUGUCUGUGGGAGGUCAAGUGCUGAGUGUAGUUGCUGCACUCAAGGACGUCCGUCCAGUGCCUGAUACUCCAGUCUGCAAUGAACCCUCUGUGCUGUGCCGACACACAUCAAUCUGCCUGUCACAAGUCCAGCUGUGUGAUGGGAAUAAGGACUGCCCUGAUGGAGAUGAUGAGGACUUUUGUGUAACCACAUGUCCAUCUAAAGAUGAUUUCAAGUGCACGGACCGUAGGAGUUGCAUCUCCAGGAAUCUUGUUUGUGACGGUCGUUCUCACUGUCGUGACAGUUCGGAUGAGGUCAACUGUCCAACCGUAGCUUCUCCUGCAGCUCUGGCAAACAUCCUUAAGUGUCGCACGGGCUCAAGGCUGUGUAAAGACGGCACAGAGUGUGUUUUAUACAGCCAUGUGUGUGAUGGGGAAAAGGAUUGUCGGGAUGGAUCAGAUGAACAGGAAUGUGAUGCUACAGAUCAGAAGAUGACUCCAACAUCAAAUAUUCUUCCAUUCAACGAAAUGCUACCUGUCACCACACCUCAUGCUCCGACUGUCCCAGCCUGCAGCAGUCCCUCUAUGCUCUGUCCCCGUUCUUCUGUUCACCUCUGCAUUUCCCCAAGCCAGUUUUGUGAUGGACGCAAAGACUGUCCUGAUGGCUUUGAUGAACAGAACUGUGUGAAAAGAUGUUCCUCAAAAAACAACUUCCGCUGCAAAGACCGUAGGAGCUGCAUCUCGAAGAGUCUGGUUUGUGACGGGCGUUCUCAUUGCAAUGAUGGCUCAGAUGAGGUCAACUGUCAGAGCAUAGCACGUCCUACAGCCCUAUCAAAUGUCCUGAAGUGUCGCAUGGGCUCCAGAUUAUGUCAAGAUGGCACAGAAUGUGUCCUCUUCAGUCAUGUUUGUGAUGGCGAGAGAGACUGCCGUGAUGGAUCAGACGAAGAAGGAUGCAAUGCUGCAGAGGUUGACCCUACCACAGCUACCACAAAAUUAAAUGAAUCCCCUUUAUCUUUUGAACCUUAUACUGAUCCUCCCACUGAGCCGCCCUGCACCAGUCCUUCAGUUCUGUGUCCAGGUUCUUCUCUAUGCAUUAAACCAACACAGUUUUGUGAUGGAAAGAAAGACUGUCCUGAUGGAUCUGAUGAGAACUGUAUGAGAAGAUGUCCUUACAAAACUGACUUCCGCUGCAAAGACCGUAGGAGCUGCGUCUCCAAGAGUCUGGUUUGUGAUGGUCGCUCCCAUUGCCACGAUGGCUCAGAUGAGGUCAACUGCCCGAGUGAGCGCACUCUUGCAGCUCAAACAAAUGUCCUAAAGUGUCGCAUGGGCUCCCAACUAUGUCGAGAUGGCACAGAAUGUGUCCUCUUCAGUCAUGUUUGUGACGGAGAGAGAGACUGUGGGGAUGGAUCAGACGAAGAAGGAUGUGGUGAUUCAGACACUGGCACUAUACUUGCAGAAAAUCUCAAAUCAGAAGUAUCUCUAGCACCUGCCAAGCGGCUCACUGACCCUCCUACCAAGCCACCCUGCACCAGUCCUUCAGUUCUGUGUCCAGGGUCUUUAAUAUGCAUUAAACCAACACAGUUUUGUGAUGGAAAGAAAGACUGUCCUGAUGGAUCUGAUGAGAACUGUGUGAAAAGAUGUCCUUACAAAACUGACUUCCGCUGCAAAGACCGUAGGAGCUGCGUCUCAAAGAGUCUGGUUUGUGAUGGUCGCUCUCAUUGCCACGAUGGCUCAGAUGAGGUCAACUGCCCGAGUGUGCGCACUCCUGCAGCUCAAACAAAUGUCCUAAAGUGUCGCAUGGGCUCCCAACUAUGUCGAGAUGGCACAGAAUGUGUCCUCUUCAGUCAUGUUUGUGAUGGAGAGAGAGACUGUCGGGAUGGAUCAGACGAAGAAGGAUGUGAUGCUGCGGAGACUGACCCUACAACUGCUUCAGACAACUUCAACAAAGCCCUUUUACCUGUCAAACCUUUUACUGAGCCUCCCACUGAGCCGUCCUGCACCACUUCUUCAGUUCUGUGUCCAGGUUCUUCUCUAUGCAUCAAUCCAGCACAGUUUUGUGAUGGAAAGAAAGACUGCCCUGAUGGAUCUGAUGAGAACUGUGUGAAAACAUGUCCUUACAUAACUGAUUUUCUCUGCAAUGACCGUCGGAGCUGUAUCUCCAAGAGUCUGGUUUGUGACAGUCACUCUCAUUGUCACGAUGGCUCAGAUGAGGUCAACUGUUCGAGCAAAUCUCCUCCCGCAGCCUUGAAGUGUCGCAUUGGGUCAAAGCCGUGUAAUGAUGGCACAGAGUGUGUUUUAUAUAGCCAUGUGUGUGACGGAGAGAGAGACUGUGUGGAUGGAUCGGAUGAACAAGGCUGCCCAGAAACAUGCAGACAAGGUGAGUUUAAAUGCUUUCAUGGAGGUAUGUGCAUUCCUCUGGAUCAAGUGUGUGAUGGGAAGUCACAGUGUCGCGACCAGUCUGAUGAACUAGUCUGCAGCGACCAAAAAAAACGCUUUGAACAUCACUGUGGUGACGGCAGCCGCUCCAUCCCAAAGAAAUUUGUUUGCGAUGGAGAGAGAGACUGCCUGGAUGGCUCAGAUGAGGUUGGCUGUGACCCUAUUAUUGCUACAUCAACAGAGUCUCCUGUUCCCACUUCGAAGUCAAGAUGCAUCACUCCAUCAGUUCUUUGUCCAGGUUCACCACAGUGUAUCUCUCAAAAUCAGCUGUGUGAUGGACAAAGAGACUGCCCUGAUGGAUUUGAUGAGAACAACUGUGUGUUCCAAUGUAAAAACCAAGAUGAUUUCUUGUGCAGUGACCAGAGAGCGUGCGUCCCCAGGACUGAAGUGUGUGAUGGCCGUGCCCAUUGUCCUGAUGGCUCAGAUGAGAAGCGCUGUCAAACAGCACAUCCUGCGGCUCCCCCGUCCAUCAACGGGCUUGGUGCCAGAUCAGCCCCGGUGAGGUGCCGCACAGGUUUCAGGCCUUGUAAAGAUGGCCUGGAGUGUGUUAUGUACAGCCACGUGUGUGACGGAGAGAUGGACUGUAAGGACGGAUCAGACGAAGAGGGAUGUGCUGCUCAGUGCAAAGCAGCUGAGUUCCAGUGCAGUCAUGGAAAUAGAUGCAUACAACCAGAGCAGGUGUGUGACGGACAGUAUGACUGUCAAGAUCGAUCCGAUGAAAUGGACUGUUCAACUCUGACUAAGGGCUGCCAUCACCGCUGUGAUAACAACACUCGCUGUAUACCUGAUACUUUCCUGUGUGAUGGAGAGAGAGACUGUGCUGAUGGAUCAGAUGAAGCAAAGUGUGGUUUAGUAGCCUGUACAAUUAACCAGUACCGCUGUGCGAGUGGUCAGUGUGUGUCGGAGGCUCUCAGAUGUGAUGGCUAUGCUGACUGCAGUGACCGUACUGAUGAGGUGGAUUGCACAAGACCACCGCGCUGCCCACCUCAACUGCGAUGCCCACACAGCCACUUGUGCCUGCAGAAAGAGUGGCUCUGCGAUGGCGAGGACGACUGCAAAGAUGGGUCUGAUGAGAAGGACUGCGUGUCACCACCAGCAAAGUGCAGGGAAUACCAGUGGCAGUGUGGAGACAGCAGUCAGUGCAUUCCUCUGUCCUGGAGGUGUGACGGGAAGAAGGACUGUCACAGUGGAAUGGACGAGGACAAAUGCAGCCAGAGAAAAUGCCCUUCUCACCUGUAUCAGUGUGGCAGCGGUGAGUGUGUGGACCCUCGCCUGGUGUGUAAUGGCUUCACCAACUGUGCUGACAGUUCAGAUGAGGGUGCUGGAUGUUCUCAACGCAACUGCUCCAGUCUGUCGGCUCCUCAGUGUGACCACCAGUGUGUCAGCACCCCAAAUGGCCCGAUGUGUUACUGUGCCGCAGGUUUCAGACUAGACUUAAGUGCUGUGUCCUGUGUGGAUGCCGAUGAGUGCAAUGCUGUGCCAAAUACCAUAUGUAGACACACCUGCCUGAACACUCAUGGAUCAUACAGCUGUCACUGCUACCCUGGAUUCUACCUGGAACCUGACAACAAAAGCUGCAAGACCAAAGACGAACCUUUGCUUCUGGCAUCCGUGCAGUCUGAGCUGUUACUACUGGGAAUCCACAGCAGUGCCUUGCGUCUUCUGUCCUCUGCCAGUCGGCCAGUCUUCUCUCUGGAUUAUCACUGGGCUCAGCAGAGAGUUUAUUGGCUGAGUCCUGACUACCAGAGCAUCCGCUGGGCCGACAUGAAAAGCUCAGGCAACACAGGGACACUUAUCAAAGGGGUCAAGUCAGAUUUCAUCGCAAUGGACUGGGUUGGUAACAACCUGUACUGGGUGGACGGACUUGUGGGCCAGAUUCUGGCUGUGAAACUCAGCGAUGUUACAGUGAGAUCUCAGAGCUACACUGUGGUCCUGGGUGAAGAUCUGGAGCAGCCAAGCUCAUUGGUCCUGCUGCCACACCAAGGAUUGAUGCUUUGGUCUGAGAUUGGCAGCAGCCCUCAGAUUGAGCGAUCAGGAAUGGAUGGUUCGAAGAGGAAGGUGGUGGUGAGUCGAAACUUGAGCUGGCCAGUCAGUCUGGCCUAUGACCUCCUGGACAACAGGGUGUAUUGGGCUGACGAGAAGCUGCGUUGCAUCGGCUCGGCCUCUCUGGAUGGAGACAAUGUCAAGAUCCUCCAGUUAGCUGAAACACCAAGUCCUUUCUCUGUGGCAGUCUUCAAUGAUCGAGUCUUCUGGUCCGACACAAAAAGAAGAACCAUCCGCUCAGCUGACAAGAAAACGGGCAAAGAUCAAAAGGUUCUUCUGAAGAGACCAGGGCAGCCGUUUGGACUGAAACUGAUGCAUGCCCUUUCCCAACCCACAAUAUCCAGUCCCUGUGAUAGGCUACAGUGCUCCCAUCUCUGCCUGCUGGCCCCAGCAGCGAAAGGCAGGUCUGGAGCACCGGCGUUGACGGGAGAUCGAACUGUGAGGGAGCCAACAGCAGUUUGCCGAUGCCCGAAGGGGAUGCUACUUUCCAAGGACAAGAUGACCUGCUCCUUGCCUACGGAGUCAUCUUUCAUAUUGCUUUUGUCUCGUACAACAGUCUACCAGAAUUUGACACAUUCCUUGUCCUGCUCAUUUCCUAUGUUAUCCUGCCCUCUACUCCCCAACUUGAAGAUUUACUUGCACUCCAUGCAUCGUGAUGGUAUUGCUUUGAAAAAAAUGCCCAUCAGCCGAGAUUUAGCCCUCCCUGGGGUAACUGAGGCCUCGGGCCUGGACGUGUCCAUCCAGGAGCUUUCUAUGUAUGUGGCGGAUGCAGAACAAGGAUCUGUGGAUGUGCUGAAACUGAGUGGCCCCAGGUCCAGACAGGGACUUACACCCGCUGGACAAGUCCUAAAGCUGAGGGAUGAUUCAGUCACGGCUCUGGCAGUUGAUUGGGUGACCUCCAACCUCUACUGGAGCAGCAUCAAGAGACCCGAUCUCCACGUGACCUCCCGCCAUGAUGGCUUCACCACCUCACUACUGCAGGGAUCACUGAAGGGCACCACAUCCAUCGCACUGCAUCCCCCGUCAGGACGUCUUUGCUACACAGCAUUAGCUGUACCAGGAGGAAAGACUCAGACAGAUGUAAACUGCGCCUGGAUGGAUGGCCGUAACAAAGCAGUUCUGUGGAGGAAGUCGAGCAUCCCCACCUCGCUGGUCUUUUCCAGUCAAGGGAACAUGAUCUACUGGGCUGACACAGGUGAAAACAUCAUCAGCUCCAUUGGAGUGGACGGGUCAGGAUAUAAACAGUACAAAACAGGGCCAGGUCUGCUCAUCUCUUUCACACAUACAGAGAACAUCCUCCUCUGGGCCACGCUGGACAAAGAUGUAACCAAACUGUGGUUCAGCGAUGGUCUCCAGCCCAACCAACUGUGGUUUGAGACAAAGACCAAUCUGGUGGAAGUCAGAGCCUACAGCAUCGACAGUCAGUCUGGAACUAAUACCUGUUCCAAAAACAAUGGCGGAUGUGCCCAACUGUGCCUGGCCUAUCCUGGUGGUCAGAUAUGUAAAUGUGGACGGGGCUUCUCCGCCAUCAAUGAUACCUCCUGUGCCCCGCUCCUCAACUGCCCCUCUGAGCAAGAAUCCUGUCUUGAUGGCAGCAAGUGUAUCAGCAGCAACAAGAUUUGUGACGGACAUGUCGACUGUUUGGACCAGUCAGACGAGCAGGACUGUCCAAAUACAAACUCAGCCUCUUUUGGGCCCAAAACUAGUGAUGGUCGUUCUCCCCUGUCUUCAUCUUCUCAUCCCAACAUCCAGAAGAACUCAGUUUCCUCAGUUAAAACAGACUCCACGUCCUGUGAUCUCCAACACUGCCACGGUCAGGGCAGCUGCAUCACAGAACGCAAAAUCACUCGCUGCCAGUGUCUCGCUGGUUACAAGGGAGAGUUCUGUCAAGAGGCUGAAAGUGGACAAAGUCACGUGGGUGUGAUCCUGGGUGUCUCCUGCCUUGUUGCCUUAUUGAUUGGUGCUGCUUUUCUUUUCACUAAGAGGAGAGCAUGGGUGUCCAUCAGAAACAGAUCAACAGAGAAAGAAACUCUGAUGGCCAAUAUGGGCCUGCCAUGUGAACACUACGAUUCAGACUCUGAGGAGCUGGACUCCCCGGUGGAUUUGAAGAGCCCUCCGCUAGCGUUAAGGUCAUUACAGCUCAAGUACUCAAGUCCUGUAUCCUAAAGCCUCCAAUAAACACCUGAUGGCUGAUGCCUUGGACUGUUGGAAUAUACUGCUUUUAUGACAAAAAUGAAUGGGGUCUGCAGAUGCAUUUCUGUGAUAAUGAAUUUAACAUGCCGAUGGACAGUCUUUUGUGUAAUAAAAGUGAUCAAGAAAUGAACCGA